Anopheles funestus (African malaria mosquito) is the source of this 11232-nucleotide messenger RNA. It is a transcript of the gene Fhos, whose product is annotated as FH1/FH2 domain-containing protein 3. Gene Ontology annotation, biological process: actin filament network formation; cortical actin cytoskeleton organization. The record is from RefSeq and is a predicted model, not a curated record. The transcript has 16 exons. Gene Ontology annotation, molecular function: actin filament binding. Bases 1336 to 10008 code for a protein of 2890 amino acids. Gene Ontology annotation, cellular component: cytoskeleton; cytoplasm. NCBI's taxonomy places the organism in Eukaryota, Metazoa, Arthropoda, Insecta, Diptera, Culicidae.
AAAGGUGGCAGAAUUAUCUAUCCAGUGCAGUGCGGCUCUUCGGGAAUACAGCCUGUUUGUCUAGCACGGUAGUGUUUGUGGACCGAUCGUAGCAACCCGUGGCAGGUCUGCGGUACGUUUCGCACGCGUUUACUUAAAGAGCGACAGGGAGCAGCGUACGGGCAGGAUCUAAAAAUAAUACUGCGCCAGUGAAUUAGUCCACACGACACGAAGAAAAAACAAACCGCCAGCGAGGAAAGAACAUUGUAUGGGUUUUGCUUGAUCACGAUCGUGUGCGUGCUGCGUGCGAGCUGCUUGUGACUUUUGCACCAACACGCUGCAAUGUAAACGCAUGUUGCGGACCGUUUUUGUGUCGUUGUCGGUGAAGAAGAAAAUUCGAAAUAAGUUUUUUUUUCCUCUCGCGUGUCACCUUUACUGGAAGAGUGUGUGUGUGUGUGAGUGUGCGUUUAUGUGCAUUUUGUUGCAUCGGACUCGGGACGAAGCGGUUGCAAUCGCUGUUGGCCAAUGUGGAACGCAGUUGCAGUGUGAUCGUGUAUGAGUGAACGUAGUGUGAAAACAUUCCCAGGCACACACCACAUGGUGCGGAAUGGCGUAAGAGUGUUUUUUCCGACGUUUGUUUGCGAAAAGCAUUCUCGUGAUCACCGUUCGCUCAAGUGUGUUCUAGCACGCUCCCAUUAGAUAAGGGCCAUUAUUCGGUGCUUACCGUUCCGUGCAGCCGGUAAGGAAAGGUUCUAAGCAAAUCUAGGGCUUAACAGUUAGUGUUCGCACAUGCGUGCGGAUUGGCAGCGAAAGUGCGAUCGUAGAGCGAUCAGUUUAAAGCCAAACCCUUUCGGGAAGGCGAGUGUGUGUGAUGCAACAAGUGGGCGGCAUGUUGAAUUUUCCCCUUUUGGUGAAGUGAAUGGUUUUGUAACGCUCCUAAUGCCACUUUUCUCCGAGUGCUUCCAGCAGUCAAUCAUCGUAUCGUUUUUCUUCUUGUAGUGCUUGAUGCAAUAGUUUCACGGAAUGGAAGCAAUCAAAUGGGUAGCGAGCUGUUGUGAAAGUGUGUGAAAGUAUCAGAAAAAGUUGGCAUUAUAGUAACCACAAAGAAAAAGUGUAUCAACAUCGCAGUGUAUUAAACUAUAGCAAAAACCCCGAAGUGUUUUGUGUAAAAUGGUAACAAUCGUAUGGAGAAAGCGUUCUACCAUUCUGAGUGUUGUGCGAGAAAUAUGUCAGUGUUUCAGUUAGGAAAAAUCUUCAGCAUUAUAAGAAAAGAUUUAUAGCAGCAGAAAUCAGUUACGCCGUCGUUCGAACGACUCCUACAGCCACAACAUACGGAUCUAAACGAAAGUCAUCAAAAUGUCGUAUCGAAGUUACAAUUAUCCUUGGUCAACGUCGAGCUACAAUGCAAGCUCAUCAUCGUAUUCUACAUCGUCUAGUCUGCCCAGCUCCUAUCGGAGCUCAAGAUUCUCGACCGAACCUUCAACGACGUCCCGGUUCGGUUCGUUGAGUUCCACGAGCAGCUACCGUCCAUCCUUUACUUCCGGGAGCUACCGAUCACCACGAUCAACGACGACCACGGCAACGUCGUCUACAGCUCCAAGCUCAACCGUUUCCUCGUUCAUCAGUCGGUACUCUAGCUUGGCGGCCGACAAAGAAAAGGAACGGGAAAGAGAUAAAGCAAAGGAAGAGGAGCGACGGAAGGAGCGUGAAUUGCGGGAGAGAGAACGCGAAAAGGAACGUGACCGCGAGAAGGAACGUUUAAUCGAAACAUCGAAGAAACUCGAAGCAGAAUUAAAGGAAAGUAAACCGGCACCGUUAAAAAAGUCCUCCCUAAUUGCGGCAAAGUAUGGUUCCAGUAAGGAUGUAGCAGCUAAUGACGAUUCAUCCACAAAGAGUGGAACAGCUGGUAAGCUUCAAUCCACGAAAGAGACUGUAGUAAAACCGAAGAAAGAUAAUGCACCACCGGUAACGUUCACCACACGAUAUGGACGGGCUGGAGUUGCGCGAGAACAGUCCCGUGAGCCGAGUCCAGCGACGAGAACAAACUCCUCAACCACCAUCACGCCGCGUAGCAGGCAUCGUGAACCAAGUCCCGCUCCAACGGCUGUUACCGAAAGAGCCCGUUCGCGUGAUCCAAGUCCUGCCGUGGAAACUAAGCGUACCGGUGGGUAUGCGCUAGCAAUAGCGAGUAAGCUGUCCGGUACGAAGCUACCGCAACAGAAUGCUCCCAACGAAUAUAGGCGACAGUCGAGCGGUACUGCGUUUGGGCAGGGCAGGGCAAGAUCCCGCGAUCCAAGCCCUACGGUUCGUACGAGAACAUCACGCGAACCUAGCCCUAUGGAGCAAAGGCGCAUACAGUUAGCUAACAAAAUGAUCGCUACAGCAGCUCGGUCUCGUGAUCCAAGUCCGGCACCAGUUCAGCAGUUGAAACAGACAGUUGGGUCGAACAAGACAAACAGCGGUACGGAUCAAAAACAGAGGUUUACGAGCUCCAUCACAAUCAAAACUGGACCAGGUGCACGGUCGCGCGAUCCUAGCCCAGCUGAAGCGAGAAAGAUCCCAACGUUCGGUAGUGCGAGUAAAGUACGAUCGCGAGAUCCUAGUCCAGCGGAAACGAAACGUACCGCAACAUCUUUGAGUGGACGUGCGUCUCGCACAGGGAACGAUUCUGGGCUAGUAAAACCAUCAACAUUUGGCAGUGCAAGAAAAACGCGUGAUCCAAGUCCCAGUAUCAGCAAUAAAGUACGUAGCCGGGAUCCAAGUCCUGCGAUGGUUCCACGCCGAACUUCCCGUGAACCAAGCCCUGCCGAAUCCGUACGAGAAAAGUAUGGACUUGGAGGUUCGGGAGCUUAUCGACCGUACGGUCGUUCGAAUAGCGGCCUCGGAGCUGGUAAUCGAUUUGGUGCCAGUGCAAGCCCUGUUCCGAAGAGUCCAAUUGCAGAUCUAGCACUGUCGUACAUGACGUCCAGUGAGGCUAUAGCAGCACGAACGAGUCGCCCAUCCUCAAGGCUACGGCUUAACUCACAGUCGCGUGAACCAUCGCAAUGCUCAUCACCGCUGACGGCGAGUCAAAUCUUUUCCCCAGAACCACGAACAGUGCCGAACGAAGAUCAACAGCGCGAGGGAUCUACAUCGUCGGAAACCACUACCACUAGUUCAUCGUCGGAAGAAUCGUCCGAAGAAACGGAAAGUAGCGUUGAACCAGAGCCAAAGAUAUUUAUCGAAAUAACGCUUGUAACGCGUGGUACGUCACCAACGCCACCGGGUGCCACACCACUAAUAAGAGCGCGCCGGGCAGAAAUGUGUAAGACCAUUGAAAAGACUAUUCAGAAGCAACUGCUACCAGUUGAAACGGCUGACAAACAGGUACAGUCAGAUCGGAUGGAUGAUUCGACCAAAUAUUUACGCUACGGGCAACCUUCUGCACGUAGCUGGUCACCGUUUUUAGACCAAAAGUAUGGAUCAUCUUCACCGACACUUGGAUACACACGUUACUCAAGUGCAUCUUCGCGCUAUAGUCGUGAUAGCCCAAGUUUUAGCCGUGAAACAAGCGUAAGUUCCUCGAAGAGUGAUGCACCGGAGAAACGAGAACUAUCAGCGCUAGCUGCCAGAGUGAAGGAACUUAGUCUGUCCAAGUCCAACAGUCCCAAAUCUACCGGAAGUCGGUCGUCGACGGUUAGCUCUCCGGGUGGUAAGCAGAAGACGCCACCCAAACAGAAAUCACCAGAAAAGCCUCCACCAGCACCGACAAAGGACAGUCCAUCGCCGGUACGAUCUGUCGCGAAUAAAGACUUCCGCAAGUCGGCACUAAACAUGGGUCCGGCCCCUGAACGACCUCGCAAAUCUUCCUCCUCCUCGAGCAAGUCGUCCAGUUCGUCGGCAUCGACUGCAACGCCGGUCGCUGAAACGAACGGAUCGUCAAGUCGCAUUCCACACGUACGGCAACAGAACGGCACCAAGGUGACGAAACGUUCUGAUCGAUCCGCAUCUUCCAGCUCGGAAGACACAAGCAGUGCCAGUGGUUCAUCCGGUACCGAUACCGAUCGUGAGCAGUCGAUCACGCGUACGGCACCAAACGAACAGGAUGAUCUCAGCACCGCAACGGAUGCAUCGAACGCCAACAAUGAGUUACUUUUACGUGCGAUCCAGUUGGCAACGAACUUUGUGAACAAUCAAAACCGUAAUGCGACCAGUUGGUACGAUAAUGCUAGUACGACGAGCAUGUCGGAAAGUCUGACAGCGGAUCCGAACGGGAAGUCUGGUUGGGAGGCGGGAACACAUUACAUGGAAAGCAUUAAGGAUGAUUCCAGCAAUGAGGAGGAUGAAGAUGAAGAAGUGGAUGAGCAAGGACAGCAAAAGGAAGGUGAUGAGGAUGGGCAGAAACCAACCUCAGAAUACCAGCAAGCAAUGUGGUGGAGGCGUUCGGGUAACUUUGAACAGACGGCUACGGUGCAAGAAUCUGUGCCGAGUGCUCGUAGCUUCAGUUAUCGCAUCAGGCGCGUUGAAUCGGGUGAAAAACCUUGGUGGUUAUCAGAUGAAGGAAACAAACCGGUAUCCGUUGUGGAACCGGACUCGACGGAACUGUCCAGUACUGCUGGACAGGAUAUGGAUGGUGGGGUAGAUACCGUGAACGAUGAUGAUGGUCGUACUACGGCAACGAGCAUAUUCGAGAGUCAAGCGUUGAGUCCGUUCCGACCGAUUCGGGUAACGCGCAUUGAGUCCGGUGAACGGGCAUGGUGGAUGAAGAGCACGGAGAAUGUGGCGGCAAAGUCAUCGGGUGAACGAAGCAAGCAGCCUAGCAAGGAACAAACUCCCGACUCCGCAGGUAAGAAGAGUCCUGGCUAUACGGUGUUUAAGCUCGAAGCGGAAGAUGAGGCAUGGUGGGAACAGGCCAUGGCGGAUCUUUCGCGCAAGGAUCAAACCUCGGGCAGCAGCCCGAGCAGCUCAUCGGUCAGUCGAGAACCUUCGAAGGAACCUACUCCGGAACCACGAAGUCAAGGGAUUACUCUUACUCGCGUCGUAUCGGGUGAGAAAGCUUGGUGGUUGUACAGUUCCGAGAAAGUGAACGAACUGGGUCAGAAUGCAGCUGGGGAUAACGCUACCGACAACGGUAGUGACUCGAUACGUGAGUGUAGUCCGGUAAAAGCGAAACCAUUCAAGAUUACACGGAUCGAGUCCGGUGAGCAACCCUGGUGGAUGUUGGAAACUUCCGAUGGACCAGUUUCACGCUCCGAAUCGAAAUCGAACGUUGUGAGCAGAUCGAACAGCUUCAACUCUAAGUCAAGUGGCAAGCAAACCAGCCCAACAAAGUAUCGUAUAACGCGCAUCGAGUCCGGUGAACGAGCAUGGUGGAUGACUGGGGACAGUCCGGACGAGAGUGCCGGCAGUCCGCGCAAGCUGUCCUCCUUCGUCGAGCAGCACGGCGAAGAGGAAGCCGAUCUACAGAAUGCUGACAUCGAGGCACAGGUGGAACAGGAGCUGGAAAACAUCACAAACUUUGUGGCCGGUUUGCCAAAAUUCCCCACGGGUGAAUACACGAUCGAGCCAAUUACAAGCGAAACGCCUCCGCUCGGCGAUCGUGCCAGUCCGGAAGGUGAGGCAGGUGGUCGGGCUUCACCGUACGAUAACAUUCCCUCGACGAUGUCCGUUUCACUGCAGGCGAGCAGUCAAGCUGGUGUGAACGCGUCGGUAGAAAGUGGUACGAAUGUUGCUACGGACGUUGGUAGUUUUAGCACGCGGAAAGACGCCCAAUCGCCGGUGUUCAUUUCUCGGCACACCAACAUUGACGAUCUGCUGGGUGGAUCAUGCCAUCCGCUCAGUCCAAUGAUGGAUCGGAUGUUUAUUAUGGAUGGACUGCAGGAGAUUACACCGAAGGACGUCCGGGUGCAUGACAGUACGCCGCAGUUCAUCGAUUACGCAGCACAACAGAGGCAACGUAAAGCGAGCACGCUGGACGAUGCGGCCCUGCAAGUGUACAAAGACGGAGACUAUGGAGCGUACCUCGAUCUGGAAUCGUCGCUGGCCGAACAAUCGGAAGAUAUUGAAGGUCUUAACUCGAACCGCAAAAACUCACUGGUCGUCCGUACGCAGCUCAGUGUGCGAGUUCACUCCAUUAUCGAAAAACUACUUUCCUCCGAAGGUCGCGAACUGCGACGGGUACUGUUUUCGUUGAAGCAAAUCUUCCAGGAAGACAAAGACCUGGUGCAUGGAUUUGUGGCACACGGAGGGCUGAACUGUUUGGUGCAGAUUGGUAGCGAAGCGGACCAGAACUAUCAGAACUACAUACUGCGUGCCCUCGGUCAGGUGAUGCUGUACGUGGACGGUAUGAACGGUGUGAUGAAACAUUCGCCGACGAUCCAGUGGCUGUACUCGCUGAUCGCUUCCCGCUACCGGUUGGUGGUGAAGACCGCACUCAAGCUGCUGCUGGUGUUUGUUGAGUACUGCGAGGGUAACUGUUACCUGCUCGUUAGCGCCAUCCGGUUCAUGGAUACGGCCCGUGCAGUGGUUCCGUGGAGCAACAUCAUGCGGCUACUCAAAGAUUACGAGAAUGCCGACACCGAACUGUUGAUCUACGCUACAUCACUGAUAAACAAAACCCUGUCGGGGCUAAGCGAUCAGGACAGUUUCUACGACGAGAGUGAUUUCCUCGAGCAGCAAGGCAUGGAGGGUAUCAUCCAGCGGUACAUGUCCCGUCCCGGCACGGAUCUCGAUCUGCUUGAUCAGCUGCAACUGUACGAAAGUGUGCUGCGCUUCGAGGACGGUGAGUGCGAUGGUAUACGCAUACCGGACAAUACCGUCCGCAAGACGCUUCGGUACCGUUCCACCGGUAACGAUACGACCGAUCGACGGAAAUCGCGUCGACACAGCACGGGUACUGCUCCACCUCAACCACCUUCAAUGGCACCACCUCCGCCACCACCUCCACCACCGCCUCCUCCCUUGCCGGCCUUCCCUAUGUAUUCGGCACCACCCAGUGGUCCGCCACCUCCACCACCGCCACCCUUACCUUCCCCGAUAGCACCGGUUCAACUGUACGGUGGAUUGCAACUGCCCGGACAACGGCAACAGGACGAAGACAGUUCCAGCUCAGCACACAGUGGAGACCAUCUACCGGGGACCGGCUAUCACGAUCCAUCUCGUGACACUACCGGCGUGACGCCCGGUUUGCGUCGACGUCGGGAACGGGCCGAGCGGCAGAAGAAUUUAAUACGCGAACAGCAAGAGCUGGGUCAGUUCCAGAACGGGUGCAUUCCUACUGUCGAAGAUGAAAACAAUGUCAACAAUGGAUACACGGCGGUACACUGGAAUGGUGCCCCUUACCGCAGAUCUAGCGGACACUCCAAUGGUAUUGGAACACCCGCGAACUCCUCGCUGCUAACACCGCCCACCAUACACGAAGAUGACAAACUUACGUUACGGCUGAACGGUGGUUUAACCUCGUCUGUGAUUUUACACAAGCAACAACACUCUAAUCAUACGGAGCACACGAACGGUAUCGCUCAGACUAAUGGCAACGGUACGAGCAAUGGGACGUCCCCGCUGGAUAGUGUGGAGUACCGCAAUAGCCGCAACCUGUUGCUCAACAAACAUGGCAGCGGUGGUACUAAUGGGACGGCAACCGACCGUUACAAGGUAGAUCUCAAUGGUAAUAGCGUAAGAAGUGUGCGCGGCCUGCUGGCGGAACAGGACGAUGAGAACAAAAGUCCCAACAUAAAGACCCAGAUGAGUCACUCGCUGUGUGCGUACGGUAAGCAGCUAACAAACGGUAAGGAUUCCUCAGACACGAGCUACCAUCGCCGAUCCGGUACGAAUGUGGGAUACGAACGGACGAACGGUACCCUGAAUGGAAACCAUAUGGACGUCAAAAGCCAAGAUCUCCCACCGGUUCAAGCAGAAUCGGACAACGAAGAUAAGAAACUGAUCCUCCAGCUAAAGAAGGACCAUACGGUUAAAGAUCUGACACAGAAGCUCAGCUGCUUGCCGCUGAGUCCGCAGGAAGAGAAACCUCAGAACCGUAUCGGUGACAUGUCCGGACUGAUUUCCAAAGCCAAGGAAGGUUUGGCGAAGAGCAAAAGCAACAAGGACAUCUCGAGAUCACCGAGCGUGGACAAUGACAUCAAAAAGCUGGCCAACGGUGAUGCGAAGAAAUCCGAAAACGAGCUACACUGGGAAGAGAUCCUGAAGAAUAUGACGCGCAAGCUUAGCCUGUGCGAUCUGGACUUUACCGAUCUUACGUCCGACGAUGAUAAGGAUCUGCUGGCACCGCGUGGUUUUGGUGGUGCGGUACCACCACCGCCACCACCGGGCGGUAUGCUGAUGAAUGGUGGUAUGCCACCACCGCCGAGUAUGAUGCGUCCGCCACCAACCAACCUAGUGCCACUGCCCGGUCACAUGAUGAACGGUAUGCCGCAGCUCAACAGCUUGGACGGGUCGGCGACUAUUAAGAAAAACAAAAAGACUGUGAAACUAUUCUGGAAGGAGGUACGUGAUGAUAUGGUACCAGCGCUUAUACAACGCACCAUCUGGGAUGAGCUGCCGGAAGCGAUAGUCGAUACGCAGAAGCUGGAGCAUCUGUUCGAAUCCCGCGCCAAAGAUUUGAUGACAAAGAAGCAACAGGAGCUGAACAAAAACAAGGAAAUCAUCGUCCUGGACCAUAAGCGCUCGAACGCGAUCAACAUCGCCAUGACGAAGCUGCCUCCCCCGAGAGCCAUUAAAGCGGCCAUUCUGAAGAUGGACUCGACCGUCGUAACGCGCGAAGGCAUCGACAAGCUGCUGAACAUGCUGCCGACGGACGAGGAACGGUGCAAGAUACAGGAGGCGCAGAUGCUUAACCCGGAGUUGCCGCUCGGUACGGCCGAACAGUUUCUGUUGACACUGUCCUCCAUUUCGGAGCUGGGCGCCCGGUUGAAGCUGUGGGCGUUCAAGCUGGACUUCGAGAACAUUGAGAAGGAGAUAGCGGAACCGUUGAACGAUCUGAAGCAGGGUAUUGAGCUGCUAAAGUCCAAUCUUACCUUCAAGUGCAUCCUGUCCACAUUGCUGAACAUCGGUAUCUUCCUGAACGGUGCACCGGUGAAAGGGUUCCAGAUCGAUUAUCUGGCGAAGGUGCCGGAGGUGAAGGAUACCGUGCAUAAGCACUCGCUGCUGCACCAUCUCUGCCACAUGGUGAUGGAAUCGCAGGCAAAUACUACGGAUCUGUACUCCGAGAUUGGACCGAUAACGCGCGCCUCCAAGGCGGACUUUAACGAGCUGGCCCACAAUGUCGUGUAUCUCGAGACGGAGUGUAAAGCGUCGUGGGAUAGGUUGAAGUUGAUCGGUAAACAUGAUACGGCACCGCAUCUGAAGCAGAAGCUGAUCGAUUUUUUGGCCGACUGUGCGGAACGGAUUAUUAUACUGGAUAUUGUCCAUCGGCGGGUAUUGAACAGGUAUCGGAAGUUCCUACUGUGGCUUGGUGUACCUCAGUCACGUAUCGCUGAAUCGCGCCCGAAUGAGUUCUGCCGGAUUGUGUCGGAGUUUGCGCUCGAGUAUCGUACGACGCGCGAACGUGUCCAGCAGCAGAUCGAGAAGAAGGCUAACCAUCGAGAGAGAAACAAGACUAGAGGCAAGCUGAUUGUGGAUGUUGCCAAAUUUAAAACACAAGAAGAUCGAGCCGAUGAUGAGUUGCGUACCUUGCUUGGAACACCAACGAAGGGUCCUGGUGGUGACGAGGUCGAAAUGAGCGGUACCUUAACAUGGCGCCGGCGUCGUGGUGAUGCGACGGCUUCACCAGUAACGCUCAUGAACUCGCACCCAACCGUACCGAGUCCGGCGCACAACACCGGCUCAGUGAUGGGUGGCCGGGACGAAAGCUUCACCGAUGGAGAUGACGAGAUAUUGGAGUCGCUGGUAAAAACAGCUACCAAAACGGCCACUCCACGACCGAUGCAAAGGGAGCGGAAACGAACACGCCAGGCAGAUCGGAAAUCAUUUAAAAGAUCUAGAACGCGCGAAGGAUUCACAAUGGAACGAACCGGAAGCUCACCUCCUCUUUAAACGAGUGCGCAGCAUCUUUCCUUUCUUUUUCUUCCCAAAAACCCUUUUUUCCCCCCGUCUCGUUAGGACCGUUUGACCCGUAUUUAUCCGUUCCCAUACCGUCCCAUCUCGAGCUGUCGAUCACACCGUAUACCGUUGUGCCUUCGAUUAGGUGCACCCACCGACCUUCCGAACUGGAGACCGUUUCCAAUGUCCAAUGUCGUUUUCCAUUCGUAUCGGUUCGCAAUUAUACAUACCGUACGACGCACGUUAAAGAACGGAUUAUCGGAGGAGGAAAAGCAACAUGUGGCCUCGUUAAUAAAAGGAUAUUGAAUUCGGGCCGCAUCAUCACACCCGCACGGGAACGCUUGAAGGAAGACAACGAACGAAAGACCGAAGGACAUUUGCCCUCUCGGAGGGUUAUAUCCGUGUGCGUGUGUCUGUGUAUGUGUGUAUGUGUGUAGCCUAGUCGGUAAGAUAAAAAAGGCGACAAGCAAUCCGAGUUUUUUAGAUAGAGCGUACCAGUGAGAAAAGCGCCACCCGCGAGCAAAUGAUGUUCCAAGCUCGAUACGCCUCAUUCAACAUUCUGUUCCGCAUGAAAUAAUUCCGAUCGAUGGGAUCAGUGCGAAGUUUGCUCACUGCUUCACGAGCGUGAAACAGAUCACUUUACAUCACACUACCAAAACGGAAAUUGCGCUAGGCUAGGGCCAAAUAAGUGAGAUUCCACCAUUGCAUACUUUCUAGGCGCAAAAAGGAAACGACCCGAUCAAAGAUAGAGAAUAGAAAAUGGUGGCACUGCAUUACAGUGAAGGCGUCUGUAAUGCGCGAAUGUGUUGAUCGUAUUAAAAAGCAACUAUUAAACAACAUAAAAAACCGACUGUUCGACUACAUCGCGCCAAUGUGAUACGAGGUGGAUAAAGGAUAAGUUUUAGCGAACAAAGAAAAGACUCAAUUCUUAUAAAAAAUCAAAGAUUAAUGGAAGAAAACGCCUUGCGUCGAAAAGAAGGACCAGCAGAACAGUAAAUGGCAGUAAAUCGUUGCAUUGUACAGCAGAACGAAAAGCAUAACAAAACAGAUACUGAACAAUUAACAUUCAAUGGAGAAAAAAACCCAAAAGGAUCGACUACCUGGAGAGUAAAUGUGCUGGAAGUUUAUACACACACAAUAGUCCAUUUUUACUUGAAAAUACAACGUCUGCAUUAAUGAACGACACAUAUAAAAAAUAUUAAUAAAUUAUAAACCAUA